This is a messenger RNA of Thermothielavioides terrestris NRRL 8126, 1977 nucleotides long. RefSeq lists its product as uncharacterized. The record is from RefSeq and is a predicted model, not a curated record. NCBI's taxonomy places the organism in Eukaryota, Fungi, Ascomycota, Sordariomycetes, Sordariales, Chaetomiaceae. The transcript has 3 exons. The coding region runs from base 175 to 1860 and encodes 561 amino acids. Gene Ontology annotation, molecular function: zinc ion binding; ubiquitin protein ligase activity. Gene Ontology annotation, cellular component: cytoplasm.
UCGAUAGCGAUACAGAGGACGGAACAUGGAGGGACUUACACAAGACAUGGUCCCAGGACUCCCAGACUCUUCAAUCCUCAGACCGCCCAUUGCCUUAUUCCAUCACUGGUGCUGCGCUUGGUAUUUGCGCCGCUGAUUCUAGCACCAGAAUCUUCUCUUUUCAGUCCUGGUAGAAUGGAUUCCUCCGCCGCGCAGUCCUCCGUCUCCGGCGACGCCGCCGGCGCGCCGCCCGUGUCGCGCACCAAGGCGCGCAGCGAGAGCAUCUCGCAAAAGUCGGACGACUCACAAACUGCUGCGGACUUUAUUCGGGAACAAAUGCAGCUCGAGGCCGAAGCGCGCGAAGCCUUACCCUACAGCAUUGAUCACUGUACAAAGCCGCUGGGCCCGCUGCGGCAGAGUGUUUUCGCCUGUCUGACCUGCAACCCUCCUCCGGCGAAGCCAUCGGACCCCUACCGUGCUGCCGGUGUCUGCUAUGCCUGCUCCGUCCAGUGCCACGGCCAGCACACUCUCGUUGAAAUCUUCAACAAGCGAAACUUCACUUGUGACUGCGGCACCACGCGCUUCCCCGAGACGAGCCCCUGCAAUCUGCGCUUCAACCCGGCGACGAACACGAAGGGCGGCGUGCACUCCGAGGAGCCGAACCCCAACAACAAGUACAACCAGAACUUUCGGAACCGCUUCUGCGGUUGCGAAUGUGACUACGACCCUUUUCAGCAGAAAGGCACCAUGUUCCAGUGCCUGGGACUCGGGACACACGAGACUGGUGGUUGUGGCGAGGACUGGUGGCACCCGGGGUGCGUUGUCGGCUUGGGCCCGAAGUGGUUCGAGAUUACGCCAACAGGCAAGGUGAAGGAGGAAGUUAAGGAUGGCGAGACAAACGGACCCCUGCCACCCAUCGCGGAAGACGAGGGUGCGACGGAGCUAAACGGCGAGGCGCAUGCUGGGGAAGCAGGAGAGGAGGAUGACAACGACCCGCCACCUCCGCCGGGCUUUCCCGCCGAGGACGAGUUCGAAGGCUUCCUGUGCUACAAGUGCGUGGAUGCUCAUCCCUGGAUUAAGAGAUACGCUGGAACUCCCGGUUUCCUAGCCCCGGUCUUUUUCAAACCGGGUGGCUCCGCUCAAGAGUCCAGUCCAGCGGUCGCGGCGGCUGCCAGUAACGGGCAGCCAAGCGAGGAGCCCUCCAAGAAGCGGAAAGCCGAGGACGAUGAAACCGAUUCCCAGAUCUCCAAGCGCCACAAGAACGAAGACGAACCCACCGGUUCUUCCACACCACCAGCGGACGCUCCCUCCCCGCCAGCCACUGCCACUGACCCCGCCGAAGCGCCCCCCGCCGCCACCUGCAAACUGGCCACCCUCCCUCCCGCCCCGCCCGGCCAAUUCUCCCUCUUCUUCACCGACACCUUCCGCGACCAACUCUGCCACUGCCCGUCGUGCUUCCCCCUCCUCACGCCGCACCCGCAGCUUCUCGAAGAAGAAGAGACGUACGAGCCGCCGGUGUCGGACGAGGGGGCCGGCUCGACCGCCUCGCAGCACGGAGACGGCUCCGCCCGGUCCGCCAGCGGCGGCGGCGGCGGCAGCCUGUACGACCGCGGCGAGUCGGCGCUGCGCACCGUCGACCGCGUGCGCGCCAUCGAGGGCGUCAUGGCCUACCAGCACCUCAAGGACAAGCUGAUGCCCUUCUUCCAGCAGUUCGCCGAGAGCGGGCGCGUCAUCAGCGCCGAGGACGUCAAGGAGUACUUUGCCAAGCUGCGCGGCGACGACCAGGCCAUCCGCGACGCCGCCGAGGCCGCGGCGAGGAAGCGCGGCGGUGGAGGUGGAGGCGGAGGAGGGGAUUACAAGGAGGAGCAGGAGGGUUAUUGAUAUUUUCUUUUUCCUCGCGUUUCCCUUCCCUGGUUGUGUUGCGCCCUUCCCUUUGAGGGUUGAGUCAGGUUUGUUUAUUUCGGGCAUGAUUUAUUUACGCGAAGGUUUCGGAUUAAG